Messenger RNA from Hevea brasiliensis (rubber tree), 854 nucleotides. RefSeq lists its product as uncharacterized. The transcript has 5 exons. Bases 136 to 570 code for a protein of 144 amino acids. Lineage: Eukaryota; Viridiplantae; Streptophyta; Magnoliopsida; Malpighiales; Euphorbiaceae. Gene Ontology annotation, molecular function: RNA binding. Gene Ontology annotation, cellular component: nucleus. The record is from RefSeq and is a predicted model, not a curated record.
CAUUUGUAACCGUCUCCUCUACUUUCACGAACCCAACAAUCGCUUCGCUUCGAUAACCCAACUUUCCCGCUCUAUAAACAAGAAAAUUUAGAUUAGGAACAAGAAAUUACAGACUCAGAGAGUUAUAGAGGAAAAAUGGCUGUUGAGACAGUAGCACCAGCACCCUUACCAACACCGGCAACCGCACCCACUGGAACACCCACUGAGAUGUCCGUCGCUGUUCAAGCACAGCAGAAGAAGAACAGGAUUCAAGUGUCCAACACCAAGAAGCCGCUCUUCUUUUAUGUCAAUCUCGCUAAGAGGUAUAUGCAGCAACAUGAUGAGGUUGAGCUUUCUGCCUUGGGCAUGGCAAUUACCACCGUUGUCACAAUUGCUGAGAUAUUGAAGAAUAAUGGAUUAGCCACCGAGAAGAAAGUUUUGACAUCUACAGUAGGCAUGAAAGAUGAAAACAAAGGACGACUGGUUCAGAAGGCCAAGAUUGAGAUAGUGUUAGGGAAGUCCGAGAAAUUUGAUAGUCUGAUGGAUGCUGCCAAUACAACCCCAGAGGAGGACUCCAAAGACAAGGAAUGAAGAGACACAACGGAGCAGCAAUGCUGACUUUACCUAGUAGUUCUAAGUAGGAAGGAUAUAUAGAUAGGUAUUGGCAUAAUGGAGCCAGUUGCACUUGUAUGUGCCUCUCUGCAACUCUUCAGAGUUGUACAGAUAUAUAUGUUAUUAAACCUUUUCUUUCUGCACAUGUAUCUUUUAUGCCUAAUUACAAGGAAAUUGUACCUUAUUUUUUUGAACGAUCUUGUUGCUUACGAAUAAUUUCGAUACAUUAAAUUUUCAAAUGAUAAUCUUUAAUUAUAUGAUAA